AUGGGAUCUGAUCAUAAAGCCAUUGUCACUGAGUUUGGUGAGGAUUCGCCUUCAUUGGAUAAAAGAGAAAAAUUCAGGUCUCGAUUCCACUUCGAGGAGGCCUGGUGUGAAGAUGAGGAGUGUAAAUGGAUUAUCGAUGAUAAAUGGAAUAAUGGUGUUUUCUACAACAAUCCUAGUGAGCUAAAACUGAAAACGAAGGGGUGCAAGGAAGAUUUAAGGCGUUGGAAUCAUGAGAUGAGGAAACAAAUGAAUGCUAGAAUUGUUGAAGUUAAUCAGAGAAUUAAAGAUUUGUCUCUCUCUAUGGACCCCUGCAAUUGGAAACUGCUCAAAAUGGAGGAAAAAAUCUUGAAUUGUCUUUUGGAGAAAAAAGAAGUAUCAACUAGUCAUUCUGAUGAUAUCAUUGAUAGUGAUAUCAGGGGGAUUCAACCGAAAAUAAUGGAGGCUAUGAAUGAGAGCUUGCUGGCUAUGUUUACAAAGGAGGAUGUCAUCUCGGCUGUGAAGGGUAUGAACCCUAUAAAAGCCCUUGGGAUUGACGGGCUCCCAGCCCUUGUCUUCCAGAAAUUUUGGAGUUCGGUUGCUAAAGCUAAUAAAAUUGAAGAGUACCGUCCUAUUAGUCUUUGCAACGUGGUGUACAAAAUUGUGUCAAAGUGUUUGGUUGAGCGUAUGAAAAGCUCUUUAAUGGUGGCUAUCUCAAACUCACAGAGUGCCUUUGUGUCGGGAAGAAUGAUCCAUGACAAUGAAAUUAUUGGAUAUGAAGGGAUGCAUUGUAUGAGAAAGGAUCGUUUUGGGAAUGGAAAGAAAAUGGCCUUAAAACUUGAUACGUCGAAGGUGUAUGACAGAGAUGAAUGGAGAUUUGUGGAGCAUAUGAUGUUGAAGCUGGGCUAUCAUGGUGAAUGGGUCAAGAAAAUCAUGGGGUGUAUCAAUUAUGUAUCCUUUUCUUUCUUGUUGAAUGGGGAUGUCAAAGGCAAAGUGAUACCAGAGCGUGGCCUCCGCCAAGGUGACCCCCUCUCUCCUUUCAUAUUCAUUCUUUGUGCUGAAGCUCUUUCUUGUUUGAUCUUGGAUGCUGAACAGAGAAAUCUCUUAGAGGGCCUGUGUUUUGGUAGAAAUGGUGUUAAAGUAUCCCACUUAUUUUUUGCUUAUGACAACAUUAUGUUUCUCAAUGCUCAUGUUGAUGAGUGUAGAUCGAUGAAAGAAAUUCUUCAUUGUUAUUCUCUUGCUUCGAGCCAGGUGAUAAAUUUUAGCAAAUCUGAAGUCUAUUUUGGUAACAAAGUUGAUGACUGCGCUAAGAAAGCCCUAGUGGAGUUUUUUGAGGUUAAAUUACCAAUCAUUUUGAGAGGCAAAGAGGUUCUGAUAAAGGCAGUGGUGCAGGCUAUGCUUAAUUAUGCUAUGAACUGUUUCAAACUCCCAUUGAAUCUGAUAAAUAAUAUUCAUAGUAUUGCCGCUAAGUUUUGGUGGGGAUCAACUGAGAAGAAAAGGAAAAUUCACUGGUGCAAAUGGGAAGUGUUGUGUAGAAGAAAGCUCAAAGGAGGUAUGGGCUUCAAAGAUAUGGAACUUUUCAAUAAAGCAAUGCUUGCUAAACAAUGUUGGAGAUUACUAAGAUUUCUUGAUUCCCUUGUUGCUAAAGUCCUCCGAUAUAGCUACCAUAAUAAUUGA
Molecule: messenger RNA, 1653 nt
Organism: Humulus lupulus (European hop)
Lineage: Eukaryota; Viridiplantae; Streptophyta; Magnoliopsida; Rosales; Cannabaceae
Exons: 4
Coding region: 1-1653 (550 amino acids)
Source: RefSeq, a predicted model, not a curated record